CAUUACUUUUAGUGUUCAGGAAUAAUUCUCCAGGCUUCUUGAAGGGGAUUCAAAGCUCUUCUGUGGAUGUUCUUUGCCUUUAGCUUUGUCCUCUGUCAAGAUGAUCCCACAGUGCUUCAGGAAUAUUAAGGGCCAGGCUCUGUACAUAUAUUUCAACCAAAAGUUUAACAUUUGGAUUCAUUGCUUCAUCGCACCAGUUUGCAUCACCCAGCAAUCAACAACUGCUAAAGAGUUACAAAACUAAACCAGAAGUUGAACCCGAGGGAGAGCAGCAUCUGGCACUGUCCCAUGUCUGCUGGUAAGACAGAGAUGUUGCAUUUCACUGGCCAAUGGUGAGGAGAGAGGGGCUGGAUUGGUGUGCAGUCCCGAUGCCCCUUCUUUUAAAAACGGCUGAGCUCCUGUCUCCAGCUCAGCAACUCAACUCACACGAAGGAGCAGAGGCAAGAGUCUGCCCAAACAGCAGCCUCAGUCACACCUGAGGACCUGAAGUAGCUACGCUCAGCUGAGAGCUGAAUUAGUUCGUAUCGAUGCUGUAGAGAAUCGUCUCUAACAGAAGACGCCAGCACAAUGUUGGGAUUAAAUAAAGUGGCGCUGCUGCUGUCUUUCCUGGCCUCGGUGGCUCUGAGCCAAGGAUCUGUGAGAAGUGAGAGUCAUUCAGACAAGAGACGGAGAGUGGCCUUCAACAUGCACGCUGACUCACAGACAACAGGCGUGACUGAAUGGACAUCUUGGUUCAACAUUGACCAUCCUGGGGGAAAUGGAGACUAUGAGCGCCUGGAGGCAAUUCGUUUCUAUUACAGAGAGAGAGUUUGUGCACGGCCUACAGCUAUGGAGGCUCGUACUACAGACUGGGUGGCAGCGGCAGAAACUGGGGAAGUGGUUCAUUCAAGUCUGGAGAAGGGAUUCUGGUGCAUCAACAAGGAACAGCCACAUGGUCGCGUUUGUUCUAACUACCAUGUUCGCUUCCAGUGCCCCCCAGUGCAGAGCUAUUGGACUGACUGGAGUGAGUGGGGCCCCUGUUCAACCACAGUUUGUAAUGACGUGGGUGUCCAAGUCCGUCGGAGGAAAUGCGUGAGCGCACAGCCCAUGCCUCUGCUGUUGGUGCCAGCAUGUCAGGGGCACCAUUCAGAGAGAAGAGAGUGCAUCACCCCACCAUGUACAGCUGAAUGGAGUCCAUGGGGUCGCUGGGGGUCAUGUUCAGUGACCUGUGGUGGAGGUCGCAGAAUUAGGAGAAGGACCUGUGCAAGGACUUCUGCGACAGUGCAGUGUGUGGGACGGCCUGUUGAAAUCCAGAAAUGUGGAAAGACUCCAUGCCCAGCCAAAUGCCAGUAUGUGUGCACUGAAGGCCAUCCCAGUGAAGACUGCAGUCACUGCGUGUGUAAAGGCCACAUCCUACAUGGUGAUAUCCACAGUGUGACUGGUGUCCCUGUGGCAGGAGCCUUUGUGUCACUAGCCAGCCAUCCCAAGGUCAUCCGUGCCCGUACAGAUGCUAUGGGUCACUUUAAGCUCCUAGGAAUCUGCUCUUCCAGCCCAACUUUAAUCACCAUCAGGAAGGAGAAGUUUGCCCCUAUCACUGUGUCCACUUCCAGUAACACCACAGGCAUGUCCUGGGUCCGGGCUAUUCUUAGAUCAGCCGAAAAGCCGUACAUUGUGAAGCACCCAGAGGAUAAAGUGCGUUACGAGGGAGGACGGGUGCUGUUGUGCUGCAAGGCAACAGGAUCACCAACACCUGACAAAUACUACUGGUAUCACAAUGGGACUCUGCUGGACAGGAAGGUAUACAAGUAUGAAGAAGACCUUGUACUGCGAGAUCUGAAGCCAGAGCAGUCGGGACAGUAUUACUGUAAAGCCAGCAGCCCUGCAGGAAGCAUCAAGUCCUCCCCCGCCUUCCUUACUGUAACUGACAAAGGAGCACCAGCAUGCAAUUCUACCCCUGAAACACAUCUCAUCAGGCUACCCAUAGACUGUGUUCAACCCGGGACUGACUCCAAGUACUACAAUGCUGGCCGCUGCCCUCACAACAAAUGUGCUGGUUCCCUAGAUUUUGAUAUGGGCUGCAGAGAUGGAGCUGGAUUCUGUUGUGGCGUUAAAAAUAUGGAAAGCAGAAUUAUUGACUGUGGUAGUUACAGCCUCCCCAUCCGUGCUGUGAUACAGUGCGGUUGUCAGAAAUGUGUGCAGCCAACUGUGCUGGUUCGUGGUAGAGUAGUCACAGCUGACAAUAAUGAGCCUCUGCGUUUUGGGCACAUCUACAUUGGUAAAGAGAGAGUGGGUACCACUGGAUACCAAGGAGGCUUCACGUUAAGAAUCACCCCUGACACACAGAGAUUAGUUGUAAAUUUUGUUGACCCUAGUCAAAAGUUUAUUGACACGCCCAAGGUGUUCAUCUUUGACAAGAAAAGUGGAUCUAUUUACCAUGAUGUGAAAGUGAUGAGAAAACAAACACCAAUUGAUAUCAAUGCAGGAGAGACCAAUUUUAUUGACCUUGGAGAAAUUAAGGAUGAAGACCCCAUAGGGCAGUUGGUUAUUCCUCCUAAUUCUUUUCAUAAGGACAAUGGAGAAAUCUACGAAGGAACUGUCAAAGCCAGUGUCACAUUCAUUGACCCAAGAAACAUCACUACUGCAGCAGCUGCCCCUGGCGACCUUAACUUUGUGGAUGAUGAAGGUGACAUGCUUCCUUUAAGGACCUAUGGCAUGUUCUCUGUAGACUUCAGAGAUGAGUCCAACAAGGAGGUACUUGGAGCUGGCGCUGUCCAAGUCCUUCUUGACACACAGCACGUCAAAAUGCAAGAGCACAUACCCCAGAUGAAACUGUGGUCUUUAAAUCCGGACACAGGAGUCUGGGAAGAGGAGAGCGACUUUUCUUACAGCACAACAACUACUGGUGGUCAUGGAAGGAGCAAGCGCGAGGAGCGCACAUUCCUCAUAGGCAACAUGGAAAUCAGAGAACGCAGACUUUUCAAUUUAGACGUGCCUGAAAAUAGACGCUGCUAUGUCAAAGUUCGUGCCUACAUGAGUGACAAGUUCCUACCUACUGAACAGUUGGAGGGUGUCGUGAUUAGCCUGAUAAACUUGGAGCCCAAGCCUGGUUAUUCUUCUAAUCCCAGGGCAUGGGGCCGCUUUGACAGUGUCAUAACAGGACCCAAUGGAGCCUGUUUACCAGCUUUCUGUGAUGCCCAGAGGCCUGAUGCUUACACAGCUUAUGUCACAGCAAUGCUGGGUGGGGAGGAACUGGAGGCAGCUCCUUCCUCCCCAAAGAUGAAUCCAAACAUAAUUGGAGUCUCUCAACCUUAUCUAGAUAAAAUAGACUACCAGCGUUCAGACCAUGACGAUCCAGCAUUAAAGAAAACUGCCUUCAAAAUCAACUUGGCAAAGCCUAACCAAAACAAUUUUGAUGAGACCAAUGGGCCAAUAUAUCCAUAUCAGAAUUUAAUAGCUUGUGAAAAUGCCCCUGUUGAUGCUAAUCAUUUCAGGUUUUUUAGAGUAGAAAAGGACAAGUAUGAAUACAAUGUUGUUCCCUUUGAGGAGAAUGAUUUGACGACCUGGACAGGAGAUUACCUCUCCUGGUGGCCUAACCCCCAAGAGUUUAGAGCAUGCUUCAUCAAGAUCAAAAUUCUUGGACAGAAAGAAGUCAUGGUCAGGUCAAGGAAUCUGGGAGGAACACACAGAGAGACAAAGGGCCAGCUUUAUGGAAUCAGAGACAUUCGCAGCACUCGGGAUAUGCGAGAGUCCAAUACCUCAGCAGCAUGUGUUGAGUUCAAAUGCAGUGGCAUGUUAUUUGACCAAGCUGAGGUGGACCGGUCCCUCAUAUCAAUCCUUCCACAAGGUAACUGCCGCAGGAUCAACACCAACAACCUCCUACAAGAGUAUCUCAUUAAACAUCCACCAGUGGCUCAAAACAAUGAGUCUCAUGCCUUCACCAUGUUAGCACCCGUUGACCCUUUGGGACACAACUAUGGUAUUUACACAGUCACAGACCAGAACCCUAGAGUGGCCAAAGAGAUCGCUAUUGGGCGCUGCUUCGAUGGCACCUCAGAUGGUUUCUCCAGAGAGAUGAAGUCAGACUCUGGUGUUGCACUGACCUUCAGUUGUCCAGAGAGAAAAAUCAACAGGGAAAGUCUUUUCCAGCGUCUGCAGACCAACCCAGGUCAAACUUUGUCUCAGAUGGCGAGGGACAUGAGAGAGUUAGAUGGUCUGCAGGUGAGGAGAUCAUCCACCCAGGUAGUGGCUUAUCCUUCAGAGCAACGGGGUAGGACCCAGAAUCGCAGAGUCACCUCAACCACCAGGAGAAGAGUAUCUACACGCAUUCAGUAAUGCCAACAGAAGUGAUAAAAAGUCUUCAGUUGAGAGUCAUAUGAUGGCAUCAAGUUCAGAAGAUUGUCUGUCUGCUGAUGAGUGUGAAUUCCCCCUUUACUAUGAAAAUCACAAACCUGAGACAGACAGCAAUUUAGAAAACUCAUUAGGUCUGAUGUUUACUUGAAGAAUUUGUUAUAUUAAUUUCUCCCAUCAGUAGUAAAAGACAAGUAUCAUUUGUCUUUAUGUAACUUGGUGACUGGCUUUUAUUGACUGUGCUCUCAUUUUAUGAUUGAAUACACUAAAUUGAGGGUUGAAAUUAGAACUUUUAUAGAGCUAAUCUGUGGCAUUCCACUUCCAUAGUGGGUGUUUUUGCUGACAUGUCUCGAUGCUUGACCCGAAACCAGAAAUUUAAAAACUAUAAAUACCAUGGUAGACCCCAAACACUUGGUAAUUGGCCAUAGCUUUCCACUGAACUCAUGCUUUUCCUCAAGAUCAGAGAGAAACCAACAUGAGGUCCUUGUUGUCUGAAGCAGACACUGAGCCCUUUUUAUACAAACUCAGAAACUCUCCAUGAAGUGGAGGAACAUGCAAAAGAGACAGUGGGGUGAAGCAUGCCACCCAGUGAACAGAGAAUGUUUUCAGCCAUGCUUCUCAGUGUUUUUCAUUAGUGAACCAUAUUGCCAACUGUGAUUCAGACAGACGUUCUUCCACACUUACUUAAAAUGUGGAAGACUGAGGUUGUCGUCAAGACAAGCAAGGACCUUACUUGUAGCCGGCACUUCAAAAUAAAGAUAAUUGUUUUUGGAAGCAUGACGUAAUUUCCUUUCCCCCCUCUGCACAUUCCACAUUAGAACAUCACCAAACAAAGUGUUACUUAUAAUAAUCUAUUCCUCAAUACUUUCAUUCUCAACAAGAAGCUCUUUCAGGGUCUAAAUGAACUUUGUUUUUGUUCUAGGGCAAAGUGUUUAUGAGCUGCCUUUAUAUUUUGAAGUGCAAUAAAUAUCAUUAAACUUGAGAAUUAAUAAAAUUCAGCAUGUUUCAAACUAUAACAGUUCAUGAAAAGUGCUGCUGGUGAAUUAAAUAACAAGUUUUUCAUGUUGCAUGUUGUGUGGCUAAGGUAUUUGUACCUUGCACAAGAAUCUUGUUGUUGAUUUAGUUGUGUGAUUUUCAGCCAAUAACUGAAGUUGUGUUGUGCAACCUUUUGACUCUCUGAGUCACUGUUUUUUUUUUUUUUUUUCAUUCUUUGUAGCAUGAAUCCGCUGAUUUUACAAUAAUCUUUUUGGCUUCAGUUUGCAAUCUUGUUAGUAGACUAUAACGCCAUAUGGAUAUGGAAAUAGACACAUGAAUUGACUAUUUGGCUACUUUAACUGAACUCAGUAAUAGGAAUGGAGUUUACACAGUGAUAAAAUCUAUUGUUUAUCUGCAGUAUGGGCUUUUGCAGACCUAUGGGAGAAACCCUUCGAGCUGAACUAAUCCCAAAAUGAAUAAGGUGCACUAUGGACCUUGGAGAAACCAGAAGAGGCUGACAAGUAAAUAUAAGCCUGCUGCUAAUUAGAAAAUAAAUUACAUAUUCUCUUGAGGACUGUAAAAACAGUUUGACUUUCACAAACAACCAAACUGAACUCAAGCAAUCAGCAAUAAAUUGGGCACAAGAGUAUUAUGGACACAUAUUUCCUUUGAAAUUGCUACCGAGCUCUCUGCACAUUUAACAUUUGAAGAUGUCUUUUUUUUAAAAAUCUCAGUUCAUUUGUGCUGUUAUAUUUUUAGUUCUGAUGUGCAACAAAUUUAUCAUUUAAUAUGCUGUAAAUGGUAUCAUUUCAAACUUGUAAAUCUUUCUAUGUGGAGCACAUAGCAGCACUCCAAACAGAGAUCUAUAGAGUGGCAGCCUGUGCAAACUUCAGCAAUAUCAUUGACCUCUCUAAUCACAGGCCUGUGGGCUGUGUGUGAACGAACAGUUCAGAUGUCGAGUUGGAAACAAACAUGUCCCAGCAGCAGAUACAGCAUCCACCCCAUAAGAAAGAUGAUGAUUGAAUCCAGGUGUAGGAAGAGAUAAGUCCUAUAAAAUGCAAUAGUUUGUGAGGUCAGCUGAAGAGGCCAAACAGAUGUAGAGCAACUAAAGGAAAUGUUAGACCAAAGACAUCAGAAGGAAGAGAAGCAAGAUUAUCUAGUGAUGGGUUUAAUCAUUUCUGGGUACGGUUUGAAAAAGAAAAAAGGGAAGGGAAAAUAUUAGUGGUCUUUGGCCUCAUAGCCCAUCACUUACAGAAUCUUGAGCUUUGAAAGUGGUUGCACAUGGAAGAAUGCAGAUUUUCUUCAGGGAAUGCUUUGACAGGAGAAUUGGCUUAUUCAUGAGAAGAAGUUAUCAGGAGAGUUUGAAGGACAAGGUAACAAUAAUAGCCUGAGUAAACCAUUAUGUAAGGCUUUGCAUGGAAAAAUAAGCUGUGCUCUCCAAACAGCCACUUUGUCUUUAGGGAACUUCAAAGGAGAUUAAAGAACCUCUGCAAUGUUUGGUUUAAUCGCUCAAGAAAAAAAGUUUCCAGAUACUUUAAAAUCAAAUAAAGACAGUUUGAGCCUGAAACCAACAGAUAAAAGAAGAUGAAAAUAUUCCUUUUUUAAUUAAAAGAAACUUGACUCGUUGGCAGUAGUAGUGGCAAGACUUUUACUUUAUUUAGUGUCAGAAUCAUGAAUAUGAUUUAUGCAUUUGUGUUUCAAACUCCUAAAUAAAUUGUUUGACAUUUGGAGUUAGCUGGGUACUGGCUGUAUUUUUUUAAUGAACCCACCAAUGUAAGGGUAUCAUCACUAUUCUCAUCUCCAAACUCUGGCAAGGAGGAGAAUGAGCGUUUUUCCCAAAACAGGGAACUAAUGUCUAAAGCAUACUAUUGGUAUAGUCACAGCUUUGCAGAAUUCUUGAAUGGUUGAAAAUUGGAGAUUUUCAAGUGUAUUUCAAUCCAUCUGGCAAAAUUUGAGUUUUUUUGUGGCAACUGAUAUUAGAAAAAAAAGAAUCUAAGGAGUGGAUUUCUAUUCAAAAUACUUGACCUGAGUUUGCCUCUGUCACUGAAAUGUUUCUGGCACACUCUGACUUUAAAGCGGAAAAGCACAAGUCUCUGAAUCCACCAGAAACCAUCUACAAUUUAUCAGAAACUUAAGCGUGAACAGACAUGUCCAUUUUCUCUUCUGUAUAGUCCAGCAGGGUCUCAGGGAGAUCAUAAUUUAUUCACAAGACGGUCAACCUUACAUCUUUCCACCACUUUCUGGAGGACAUGGAGAGAGUUGCAUACUUGCCACUGCACCCCAGGAAGCAAUCCUGAGUAGUAAAAGAAUUACAUAAAUCAGCUCUUGAUAAUAGUAUGUAAUGCUAACUAUUGCAUGGAGAUGCUGAAUGCUUUGUUUCUCUCUGAAUUAUGUCUUUAUGUGUAAAUUGUGUAUUGUGUUAAAUUUGGUAUAAAUGUACGAACGAACAAGUGUAAAUAAAUGAUUUUGUGUAAA
This is a messenger RNA of Oreochromis niloticus (Nile tilapia), 7776 nucleotides long. It is a transcript of the gene cilp2, whose product is annotated as cartilage intermediate layer protein 2. The coding region runs from base 568 to 4311 and encodes 1247 amino acids. The record is from RefSeq and is a predicted model, not a curated record. NCBI's taxonomy places the organism in Eukaryota, Metazoa, Chordata, Actinopteri, Cichliformes, Cichlidae. The transcript is spliced from 12 exons.